ACACGGAGGGAGUAGUCUGCUAAAGUUACUAGAUACCCAACAUCUUGAUCUUCUAAAGUCAUCUCCUUCCCUCAGCACAGCGACACCGGCAAUUAAGACCGACGGGAUUCCUCGCCUCUCCAUCCUGAUCUCCAAUAUUUUUAAAGUAGGUGUGACAUUCUUGGAUAAUGCAUGGGCGACCUAGAAACCUUUCAAAGCCCGAAGAUGAAGCAGCUUCUGCUGCUAAAGCCUCUAAAUUACGUGCCCUUCAAUCUCAAUUUCUCAACUAUCAUCACAAUCGAAAUUUUGAUAAAGAAGCUGUAGAAAUCAGCGCUAAGCUGCUUGAGAUCAAUCCAGAAUUCUACACAGCCUGGAAUUAUCGAAAACUCGCUGUUGAAUAUUUUCUGAGUCAACCCGGUUCCGAUCCUGAGUUAAUUUUGAAUGAGGAACUCCAUGUUGUAGAGAGUGCGCUGAGACAAAAUUUUAAGUCAUAUGGAGCAUGGCAUCAUCGUAAAUGGGUUCUUAGCAAGGGUCAUUCAUCCGUAGACAAUGAAUUACGACUCUUAGAUAAGUUUCAGAAGGCUGAUGCUCGGAAUUUUCACGCAUGGAACUAUCGCAGAUUUGUGGCAGCGCUAAAGAAUAUUGCAGAUGAAGAUGAACUGGAGUAUACCACCAAUAUGAUUGAAACAAAUUUCAGCAAUUAUUCUGCUUGGCAUAACCGUAGUGUACUACUGUCAAAUUUACUUAAACGAAAAGCUGAGGGAUAUUUUCCUAAAGAGAAGAACUUAGCUGAGGAGUUUGACCUUGUGCACCAAGCAAUAUUCACUGAUUCCGAUGACCAAAGUGGCUGGUUUUAUCAUCUUUGGCUUCUUGAGCAAACAAUCACGAAGGAUACUCCUUGGUUGAAUUCAUCUUGGCCUGCUUCUGAUUCUGAGCUGAUUAUAUCAGCAAGCAAGUCAGCAUCUGGUUGUAUGGUUUUGUCAUCUGCAAGAUACUCCACUAACGGAGGAACAAUACCUGUGAUUCUAUAUUUUAACCAAUCUGUUAGAGGUUUGAACUCUUCUACUGUAGCUGUCAGGUCUGCCCUUGCAGAAAGUAAAGAUAUCAUUUGGAGGCCUCUUUCCGUAGACAAAUACGAGAGUGCCCAGGCCUGGGUUGCACUGCUUAAUUUUUCUGAUGUGCCGCUUGAUUAUUCCAUUGCUUAUCCAGUUGAAGUUCGCGUGGGAGACUCUUCUGAGAUCAUUUCUUUGAGUGGGAGCUCCUUAAGUCAUGUGUUUGAAUUUAAAUUUGUGGUCCGCUUUCAACAACUUGAUUCAGGAGAGGCUGAAGGGCAGAAUCUAGAGGGAAUUUUGUGGGAAGAUUCCAAUUUUAAAAAAUAUGAAAUGAACUCUUGGGAAUCAAAUCUUUUCUCAUUAUUUAACCAAUUGCAAAUUGACGCGGAUCAAGCAGGUGUUGAUUGUAAGUGGAAGGUAAAUAUGUUGGCCAAUGAGAUUGAGCUCUUCCGUGAACUCUCAGCUGCAGACUGCAAAAUAGGAAAGCUUACUCUUGCAAGGUUGUUGACAGCUCUAGAUACAAUUGUUUCAGAAAGCAGCACUUUAAAUUCUUCCCAGAUGGUGCAUACUGAAGAAGUUUUAGCUUUAUAUUGUGAUUUGAUGAAAAUGGACCCCCCUCACUCACAAUAUUAUAAAGAAGAGCAUAGUAUGGCAUUGCUACGACAGGUUACUUGUUGCAAGAACAGCUUGUCGAGAUAUUGUUGGCGCUAUGGGAAAAUAGCCAAAACAAAUAAUGAUAGCUUUAUAUGUGUGCGUUUAAAUAGUUUAUCGCUAUCAAGAAUUGGGUCCAUUGAAAAUCUUUUGUGGGUUCAAAUGCUAGAUCUAAGCCAAAACGAACUUGGAUCGCUUGAAGGGUUGGAAGCAAUGCAACUUCUUUCUUGUUUAAACCUGAGUAAUAACAAGAUCAAGAGUUUAACAGCUUUAGAUCCGUUGAGGCAUUUGAAGUUGCUUAAAGUGCUAGAUAUCUCGCACAAUGAGAUUGGGGAGCAUUCAAUUGACAGUACCAGGUACUUGUGUUCCUCUCCUUUGUCUCACACAGUAGCUAAUGAUUGGAAGUUGAGCCUAUCGUCAGGUGAUGUCGACCAACUGACAAAAUAUUGGGAGGCUUAUAUAAUCUUUAGAGAUUUAACUUUGACUCAGCUUGAGAUAACAGGGAAUGCCAUUGUUGAUGAAGAUUUUAGAUCGUUUUUGCGUAAAAUUUUGUCAACAUUGCAGUGGCUUGAUGGAACAAUUUUAUAGAUUUGUUCAAUUAAUAGCUUGUUAGUUACUAAAAUCGCAUGCAUAUGACGUAUGAGAUUUUUUUUUAUUUUAUUUUAUAACGUUUUGUUUACAAGGCAAGAAAUUAUAUACAGAUGGCAAAUUGAUAUGAUUACCUUCGUAUAGUUUAUUUACCCCCUUUUUUUUGGGUACUGAAUUUGGACAUCAUAAUUUGUCCCAAUUGGAUGAGUUAUUGUUAAUUUGUCCCAAUUGGAUGAGUUAUUGGACA
This is a messenger RNA of Chenopodium quinoa (quinoa), 2517 nucleotides long. RefSeq names its product geranylgeranyl transferase type-2 subunit alpha 1-like. Gene Ontology annotation, molecular function: protein binding; Rab geranylgeranyltransferase activity. The record is from RefSeq and is a predicted model, not a curated record. Bases 168 to 2270 code for a protein of 700 amino acids. The transcript has 9 exons. NCBI's taxonomy places the organism in Eukaryota, Viridiplantae, Streptophyta, Magnoliopsida, Caryophyllales, Amaranthaceae. Gene Ontology annotation, biological process: protein geranylgeranylation. Gene Ontology annotation, cellular component: Rab-protein geranylgeranyltransferase complex; cytoplasm.